Messenger RNA from Rodentolepis nana, 483 nucleotides. The record is from the annotation of a GenBank genome assembly. Lineage: Eukaryota; Metazoa; Platyhelminthes; Cestoda; Cyclophyllidea; Hymenolepididae.
AUGGGUGUUAAUCCAAAUUGUUUCCACCUUCAGGUCCCGGCAGUAAUAAUUCAAGUUGAUAGCACAGCAACAAGCGCUCCGGGAAAUGGUUCUGGUACAGGAAACAAUAACGGUGGGGCUGCAAGUUCCGAGAGUAAACAAAAUACCUACAAGAUCCCAAAUGAUCCCGAAUGGGAAGUGGAAAGAGACUGUGUUCGUCUUGGACGUCAGAUCGGUGCUGGUGCCUUUGGAGUGGUCUACGCAGGCGUCAUUGCUGAACCAAAUAAAGUUCUACCUGGAUUGCGUAGGAGAGAACUUAGUGACUGUCCGGAUGUGCAGGAACUUACGGUUGCUGUGAAAACACUGCGUGAUAACUUCAAUGAGCAAGAGCUUGCAGAUCUCGUCAGAGAGAUGGAAAUUCUCAAACAAUUUGAGCCACAUCCGCAUGUUAUUCAACUCUAUGGUGCAUGUACUCAAAAUGGUAAGUCCCCGAUAUCGGAAUAA